Molecule: messenger RNA, 1166 nt
Organism: Closterium sp. NIES-67
Lineage: Eukaryota; Viridiplantae; Streptophyta; Zygnematophyceae; Desmidiales; Closteriaceae
Source: the annotation of a GenBank genome assembly
AAAGGGUUGGAGAAAGAGGGGUGUACAUGGUUAUGGCGAUAAAAGGGGGUGUACAGUGAUGGGUGUUCAGAUCGAGGUUGGGAAGCAGAAAGGCGGUGCGACAGCUGGCGAGAGAGGCAUGCAGGAAGGAGGGUGAUGGACCAGGUACUGCAGAACGUCCCCUGCGCCUUGUGUUGCAUCGACGACGUAGUGAUCCAUAGCAAAGACGGGGAGCAGCACGUAAAGGACGUAGCUAAGACGCUGGAGGCCUUGCAGGAGGCCGGAUUGACAUGCCAUCCGGGGAAAUGCUCUUUCGAAGUGACAACCGUGGCGUACCUGGGCUUUCAGGUGGGAGAAGGAGGACUAUCGGUCCAGCAGGCCAAGGUAGAAGUCGUGGAUCGCCUGAAGGCCCCCUAUGACCGUAGCACUCUUCGGGCACAGUUGGGGUUUCUCAACUAUUACCGAAAGUUUGUCCCGAACUUUAGUAAGACGGCGAAGCCACUCAAUAUGCUGCUGAGAGAAGAUACGGCAUGGAGUUGGGGGAGAGAGCAGGAGGAGGCGUGGCAGACACUGAAGGAGGCUGUGAAAACGACCCCCAUGCUGAAGCUGCCCGAUCCCGAGGAACCGUUUUUGCUGUACACGGACUGGAGCAGUAGCGGCAUGGGGGCGGUGCUGUGCCAGAGGGAGAAGGGGACAGAGAGGGUGGUGGCUUACGCCAGCCGGUCAUGCAGGCCAGCGGAGAGUAACUACAGUUCAUACGAGGGAGAAGGGCUGGCGGCGGUAUGGGCGGUGGAGCUGUUUCGAUCAUAUCUGCAGGGGCGAAGAUUCACCCUAGUAACUGACCAUCAGCCAUUGCUCUGGCUCAUGCGGAACCAAACCCUGAAGGGCAGGAAUGCGCUUUGGGCGAUGCGCUUCCAGGAGUUCGACUUCGAGAUAAAGCAUAGGCCAGGCAAAACCUUGCAGCACGUGGAUGGGCUGUCGCGGCAAGACAAAGGGGAAGGGGAAAAGAGGCAGCCGACGGCCGAGAUCAGUCUGGCCCACAUGGCAGUAGCUGUGGAAAAGCUGUCGCACGAAUUGACAUAACGAAUGUGUUAUGAAAAUCCGUGGGACAACUCGGGAAGUUUAAGCAAAAAGGGUUGGAGAAAGAGGGGUGUACAUGGUUAUGGCGAUAAAAGGGGGUGUACAGU